Molecule: messenger RNA, 315 nt
Organism: Drosophila ficusphila
Lineage: Eukaryota; Metazoa; Arthropoda; Insecta; Diptera; Drosophilidae
Product: GPI-anchored hemophore cfmA
Exons: 1
Coding region: 1-315 (104 amino acids)
Source: RefSeq, a predicted model, not a curated record
AUGAGACUAUAUCUUUUACUGGCCGUGGCAUUGAUAGCCAUUGGCUUGUCCGUCGUUGAUAGUGCCUCCUCGGACGAAGAUUCAACUUCAUCCGUUAGUGGAUCUGGUUCUGAUACUGACACUGGCUCUGGAUCUGGAUCUGGAUCUGGAUCUGGUUCAGGCGAUGGCACGGAAACCGAGACUACUGUUGCGCCGACAACCACCACAACCACCACGAAAGCCCCAGCCGUCCACCACAGAAGGACCCAUCGACGUAGACGUCGCCUCCUCCGAAACCGCCGCAGGCGCGCAGAAAGGAGGCGCCGAAGGGGUUAA